Molecule: messenger RNA, 1718 nt
Organism: Condylura cristata (star-nosed mole)
Lineage: Eukaryota; Metazoa; Chordata; Mammalia; Eulipotyphla; Talpidae
Gene: CNOT11
Product: CCR4-NOT transcription complex, subunit 11
Exons: 7
Coding region: 76-1611 (511 amino acids)
Biological process (GO): negative regulation of translation; mRNA catabolic process
Cellular component (GO): CCR4-NOT complex
Source: RefSeq, a predicted model, not a curated record
UUUACGGCCGCGGGGACGGAGCGAGCCGGCGCCAGGGCCACUCGGGCCGGGAAGCAGGGCAAGCGAGAGAGGUUGAUGCCCGGCGGCGGGGCGAGCGCGGCGUCUGGCCGGCUUCUCACCGCCGCGGAGCAGAGGGGGUCUCGGGAAGCGGCGGGGUCGGCAUCCAGGAGCGGCUCCGGGGGCUCCGGCGGCGGAGGCAGAAGCGGAGCAGGCGGCCCCGGGCCGGGAAGUGGAGGCCCGGGGGGCCCCGCGGGCAGGAUGAGCUUGACCCCGAAGGAGCUCUCGAGCCUGCUGAGCAUCAUCUCGGAGGAGGCGGGAGGCGGCAGCACCUUCGAGGGCCUGUCCACCGCCUUCCACCACUACUUCAGCAAGGCCGACCACUUCCGCUUGGGCUCGGUGCUGGUCAUGCUGCUGCAGCAGCCGGACCUGCUGCCCAGCGCGGCGCAGCGCCUCACGGCGCUCUACCUGCUCUGGGAGAUGUACCGCACCGAGCCGCUCGCCGCCAACCCCUUCGCCGCCAGCUUCGCUCACCUGCUGAACCCCGCGCCACCCGCCCGCGGCGGCCAGGAACCCGACCGGCCACCGCUCUCAGGGUUUUUACCUCCUAUAACGCCACCAGAAAAGUUUUUUCUUUCCCAGCUGAUGCUGGCACCCCCAAGAGAGCUCUUCAAAAAGACACCUCGACAGAUUGCGUUGAUGGAUGUUGGAAACAUGGGCCAGUCUGUGGACAUCAGUGGGCUUCAGCUAGCCUUAGCUGAACGUCAGUCUGAACUGCCAACUCAAAGUAAGGCUAGUUUCCCUAGUAUUCUCAGUGAUCCAGACCCGGACUCUUCUAAUUCUGGAUUUGACAGCUCAGUUGCCUCUCAGAUCACAGAAGCUUUAGUCAGUGGACCAAAACCACCCAUUGAAAGCCAUUUUCGGCCAGAAUUUAUUCGUCCACCACCCCCACUCCACAUAUGUGAGGAUGAGCUGGCUUGGCUAAACCCGACAGAGCCUGACCAUGCUAUUCAAUGGGAUAAGUCAAUGUGUGUUAAGAAUAGCACCGGUGUAGAGAUCAAGCGAAUAAUGGCUAAAGCCUUUAAAAGUCCUUUAUCUUCUCCUCAACAAACACAGCUUCUUGGUGAACUGGAAAAAGACCCCAAGCUUGUUUAUCAUAUUGGCCUCACUCCAGCCAAACUUCCUGACUUAGUGGAAAACAACCCUCUAGUUGCCAUAGAAAUGUUGCUGAAGCUAAUGCAGUCCAGCCAGAUUACUGAGUAUUUUUCUGUCCUGGUCAAUAUGGACAUGUCUUUGCAUUCGAUGGAAGUUGUAAAUAGACUAACUACAGCUGUUGAUCUACCUCCUGAAUUCAUUCACCUUUAUAUAUCAAAUUGCAUCUCUACUUGUGAGCAAAUUAAGGAUAAAUAUAUGCAGAAUCGUUUGGUACGGCUUGUGUGCGUCUUUCUCCAAUCCUUGAUCCGGAACAAAAUUAUUAAUGUGCAGGACUUGUUUAUAGAAGUGCAGGCAUUCUGUAUUGAAUUUAGUAGGAUACGAGAAGCUGCUGGCCUUUUCAGGUUGUUGAAGACAUUAGAUACUGGAGAAACACCUUCUGAGACCAAAAUGUCAAAGUGAUACCUCAGCAGGACACCCCCAUUCACUGUUCAACUGUACUGUGUGAUUAGUUUUUACAGUUCUUGAGUAGUCUAAUGCACAUAAACAACACUUACUUCCUUAGAGCA